Messenger RNA from Brassica napus (rape), 2935 nucleotides. RefSeq names its product zinc finger protein JAGGED-like. Lineage: Eukaryota; Viridiplantae; Streptophyta; Magnoliopsida; Brassicales; Brassicaceae. Gene Ontology annotation, molecular function: DNA-binding transcription factor activity. The coding region runs from base 247 to 912 and encodes 221 amino acids. The record is from RefSeq and is a predicted model, not a curated record. The transcript has 5 exons.
GGAAUUUUUAUUGGCCUUGUCGUUAUAUGUACCAUAUAAGUAUGAGCAAGGAUUAUAUAUACUAAGGUGUAUACCUUUACCCAUAAUGUCCCCUCAAGCUAUAGUCCUCUUGCUUCCAUGCUCAUUUUCACAUUUCUAGAGAGAUAAACUGUUAAAAGAGAUCUCACAGAGCUUCUCUAAGUAUCUCCAUUCUUCACUCUUUAAGUCUUUAUCCUUAGCUUCUUCCCUUCUGUCUUUGCCGUACUCAUGAGAGCUGAGGAUAGCAACGCUUUGGAUCUCAAUAACUUACCUGAUGAUCCAUCUAGAGACUUUUUCCCAUUCUUCGAAGAAGGCUCUUCUUCCUCUUCUCCUGGAGGGUUUAGAGAGAAGCAAAUCAAAGAUGAUCAAAAAGAGUACCAAUGUAGAUUUUGUUCACUAAAGUUUUUCAAAUCUCAAGCUCUCGGUGGCCACAUGAACCGCCACCGCCAAGAGAGGGAGACGGAGUCACUUAACAAAGCUCGUGAACUUGUUCUUCGCAACGAUACAUUUCCUCCUCAUCAAGGACCUCCGUCAUUUAGUUAUCAUCAAGGAGAUGUGCAUAUUGGAGACCUAAUAACACCAUUCAAACCAAUGAUGUAUCCACCAAGAUUAUUCUCCCCCUCCUCUCUUCUUCCCCCGCCACCACCACCACUUGUGCAACCUUAUAUGUAUCCACCACCUCCUGCUCGGCGGCCGUCAUCCUUUCCUCCCCGUCACACCAACGACUACUAUUUGUACAACAAUGGUACACAUCACCAAACCCUAACCAAUAGCGGUUGCGGUGGCCGUGCACCGCCUGACUCGAGCUACUCUUUCAUUGGUGCACCCGUGGCUAAUGGCUCUAAAGUUGAUCCUCCUAUUUCGCACCCUCUACCUCCACAUCAUGGGAUAUAACUAAGAAAAUGGAAAAAAUAGUUAAAUUUUCUCCAUUGAAUGUUAGAUUUUUUUACCUAUAUAGUUUUGUCGGAUUACUGAAAGAGACAUGACAAAGCAAUUGAUGGUGACAAAAAAGUGAACUGCUCCCUUCUCCAAAAGCAGACCAUUAUCGUUUUAUGUUAUUUUUCGGAACAUUAUAUACAUUUUUGAAACAAUAGUUUCGUUUUUAUGUUUGAUUUGUUUGCUAGUCAAUUUUCGUCGUCACGUUAUACGUAGACAUAUGGUAUAAACAAUUUGAAUUUGAUAAAUUUGUUUCUUCUGCACCUUUUUCUAUUAGGUACUAGUAUUUUAGCUGAAAAGUAGACGUUGUCUAAAAAAAAAAGCUGAAACGUAGACAAAUCCUAGCAUUAGCAACGGAAUGACCAAUUACACUCAGCUUUUAUAUUGAGUUCCUUACUUUUCCUAUAUAUAUCUACAGUUCUGGAGAGUAAUAUAUAGUACAGUCAAACAAGUAAAAAGACAAGAAUUUUUUAAAAAAACAAGGAAAUAGACAAUUCAAAUAUUAUGACACUAUACAAAUCUAAGAAAAAAUUGAAACAAACAAAAGAACUACAUUUUGCUUCUUGUAAAGUAGUCAAAAGUAAUGAUCAAAGAGAGAGAGAACGAUCAAACAUAUGAUAUCAAGCUGAAGCAUGUUUGUGUGAUAAAAGGAGAAAAGAGAGCAAUGCAUGAAAAGAAGAAAUAAAUCAUAGUUUUGUGAAAGAAGGCUAACCCUAGAUAUGUAUUUUCAGUCUUCCCAAGAGUUACAUGUAUGUAUAUAAAAUGAAUAAAUCAGAGAGAGAAAGAGAAUACGUCAAGACUCAUUAAAAAUAAAAUAAAAAGGACUGAGACUAUAGACAACUGUGGUAAGGAGAAAGGACUCAUUGAUGCAGUUAAGUUUCUUUUGUUUCAGUCUGUCGAUUACAAACUUAUUCUCUAAGGUCAGCUUUUACCAUUUCUUAGCUUUUUUUUUUUGUCAUCUACUGUUUCUUAGCUUUGCUCCUCAAUUUCAACUCUACCCUACUCCUAUAUUAUAUGUAUAUGUAUGUAUUUGCGUGCGUGUGCUUAUAUGAGUUGAUAUACUCUCAUUUAUAUAUGCAUAUAUAAAAUAGAUUUUGCACUUAUUUGCAAAUGGUUGCACUUGCACAUAUAGUAUAAGGUUGUGUAUAGUUAUAAAAUAUACUAUCAAUGUGGUGAUACACACAUAUCACAAUUUAAAAGCAUUUCAAGUAGUGACAUAACAUUACAUGAUAGGUGUGCGUCUAUAUCUGGAAGUACUCUAUCUAAUUAUAAUCCCUGAAAUCCAUGAAAUAAUGAAAUUGGGAAAAUGAGACGUUUAUAAUUAAGAGGGGAAACGACUAAGGUAUAAGCUAAGAGUAGAUAGAAAAUGUGUUUCAAAUUAAAAUAGAUGAAACAGGAAAGUAAAGCUUUUCCUAUUUAUGCAAAUAAAAGUUUUUAGGGUUCAAUUACCGAUUGCUAUAUUUAUUAGUAGUAGUUCAGCAGAAUAGGCUGCUGAAUCUGCUGUUCCUAUACAAUGACACCGCCCCAACUCUAGUACACACCAAAACCAUACACUUAACUACUUAAAUCUUCUUAUAGAUUUUCAUAGGUUUGUUUAUUUUAGGUAUGUUUCAAGUAAUGUAGUUUUGAGUAAAUAUUCAUGUGAAUAGUGUGAGCUUAGGAUAUGAUACACCUAGUUUCGCUACACUAAAGCAUUACCGCAAAGCAUAGCUAGCGGUUUGUAAUAAUUUUCCUUCAACAGCAUAUAUACAGUAUUACAGUGUCAUUUUCUCAUACAAACUCUAACGCCAACGUAAAAAUUGCGUAUUAAACGUUAUGAAUUCUAUGUGACUGAUACGUAUUUGGGAUUUCCCAUUGAACUAAAUUAUCUAGGAUGGUUUGGGAUUAGUGAAAUCAACACAUAAACCUUUUUUUCUUUGAAAGAUAGAAUCUAAUGGGUAAGAAUAUAGAAUAUACACAAACAGCCUCUAACCUUCUAGCU